AUGAGAGUCUCCGCUGUCGUUUCGGUGCUCUGCACUAUUGCCGCCACCAUCCUUUCUUUCCUUUGUCUCUUCGCUGGUUGGAAACCAGAUUUCCUCGAGGAUGCCAGCAUCAUGACGCUGGAUAUUUCAAAGCUUCUCCGGAGUGAAAAUGGUACGAACACUAUUGUCAGUUACAAGAACACAGACGCCAGCUCUGGUAGUGCUUCGGCGACCACAGGCGAUCAUGCGUGGUAUAGCGUCCACGUGAUGAAUUACUGCGAAGGCAACUUCGAGUCUGACGGCUCGAAAACCCUCAUUAGCUGUUCCACGGGAAUGGCCUUCUUUUCGUUUGAUCCAAUAGAGGUGCUCAAAGCGCAAUCUGAGGGCCCUAUCGCCGUAUCCUUCAAAGGCGAUAUUACCACAGUUGGUAGUAAGAUGAAGGACGCCUACAAGGCCACGUUUUUCCUGCUUUGCAUGGGACUUGCCGCAGCAGCAAUUGAGGUAGUUCUGAGCAUCGUGGCGGUAAUCAUGGACUUGCGCCGGCCAAUCCAUGGAACUACUAUCUCUUUCAUCAACCUUGGCCUUGCAACCACUGCUUUCCUCGGCCUGGGACUCGCCUCGGGAAUCAUUACCGGUGUGAUGAUCGAAGCUGUCAAGAAAAUCAACCAAUCUAGAGCAGAGACUGGUCUUGUAGCAGCCAAAGGCGACAAGUUCCUGGCAAUGGCGUGGGCAGCAACCGGUCUGAUGUUACUUGCGACGUGCCUGUGGCUCGUGGACUACUCUGUCGAGCGCAGCAUUGCCAGGGCUGAAAUCGAGGACAUGUACGCCAACCGUGCCAUGGAGCGGAACAUGCGGCUCAGGAGACGGACCUUGGAGAUGGGCCAAUUUGACGUCGAACAAGACCCUGUAGCACAUCCGACCAAAGUCCAAGCGGUCCAUCAUUAUCCGCAUCGGCUUGACACAUGCGAGCACAACCACGGGGAUAUGAUUUCGGGAGUCAGUCGAGCUGCUGAUGUAAGUCUGCAACCUGCUCCAGCAAAUUAA
Molecule: messenger RNA, 1023 nt
Organism: Aplosporella prunicola CBS 121167
Lineage: Eukaryota; Fungi; Ascomycota; Dothideomycetes; Botryosphaeriales; Aplosporellaceae
Exons: 3
Coding region: 1-1023 (340 amino acids)
Biological process (GO): fungal-type cell wall organization
Cellular component (GO): plasma membrane; cell cortex of cell tip
Source: RefSeq, a predicted model, not a curated record